AAAAAUUAAGAAGUUGAAAAUCAAAACUAAUUUUGUUUCUUCAUUUUCAACUGGACAUAGCUGCCAGGAAACCUCACACCAAAGUUUGAAUGCUUCAAUUCCAUUAUUUCAUAUUCUCGACAACGCUGCUACGGAUUCACAGGUCGCAUCCACUGAUUAUUUUGAAAACAAUUUAGCAGAGGCGUUGAAUUAAGCUAGGAGAUAUGGUAUUCAUGCAUGAUUUGCAAUGAAAGGAUUACCACGUAAAUCCCCAAUACAGCAGUAAUGGCAUUUACGCGCGCCGCCAGGAAGGCCUGGUCAAAUGCAAGCUCAUACUGUUCCUGGUCUCGAUUCCACGUAACCUCAAACCACUCGCCGCCUCCUUUACCGUUGCCUUCCUUUUCUUUCGAUCUUCGCCCCGUCUGGUCUCGUUUCCCCUCUCCUCUAAAUCCCAUUUCUUCUUUCAUCCUCAGCUCAACCUCCACGCAGAGUAGAUUGAGUUUACCAUUUUACAAGUGGGUUGCAUAUUCUGGGCCAUUGUUUUUGUGCUCGCCGACAUGGCAGUUGUCCCAGUCGGCAACCCCUCUUUACCCCCCUGGAAAAUUCGUUUUCAGAGAUACAGAGUGGGAGGGGGAGAAGAAGCAGAAGAAGGAGUCGCGUAUUAAUGCGUUUGUUAAAAGACAUUUACCAGAGAAUGCCAGGGUUAAGUGGCAAGUUGUGGAUACUCAAUUAGUUGAUGGGGCGAGUUUGUUGGAUGUUAGGGUCCCUAGAUGGGAUUAUGUGGCUCCAGAUGCUGUUUCUUCUGUGAAUUGGCCUAAUGCCAUCUCCGUCGCACGAAUGUUGUCUGGUCCAUUGCUUGGAUGGAUGAUUCUAAACGAUUUAUACUUUCCAGCUUUUGUGGGAUUGGUGAUUGCUGCAGCCAGUGACUGGCUUGAUGGAUAUGUUGCUCGAAAAAUGAAGAUAAACAGUGUGUUAGGUUCGUAUCUUGAUCCUCUGGCUGACAAGGUUCUUAUAAUGUGUGUUGCACUGGCAAUGAUUGAGAAUAAUCUCUUACCUUCUGCUCUUGUUGCAUUGGUUGUGGCGAGAGAUUGUUCACUGGUGGGUGGUGCAUUUUAUAAACGAGCACAUUCCUUGGGUUGGAAAUGGAAAGACUUGGGAGAUUUCUUUAAUGUUGACAACAAUGGUGUGGAAAGGAUUGAGCCUCUCUUUAUCAGUAAGGUUAACACAGUCUUGCAACUAGCCUUAGUUGGCACAGCUCUACUUCAACCAGAAAUAGGAACAGAGGAUUCACUCUAUUUGGUGACAUGGUUAAGCUGGUUGGUGGCGGCAACAACAUUGGCAUCCUGGGCAGGUUAUGGGCUGGUGCUCUUUCAGAAAGCUCCUCAAACAGCUAUACGAAGUUCAAGAAUGAUUUCUGGCAAUAAGGCUAGAGACAAUCAAUAACUUGAGGCAAACUCGGCAACGAUCAUUCAACAUCAUAUGUGCAGCUCACAACAGGAUUCACCACAUCCUUUGAACUGAGGGAAUUCUAUUGGAAUCCGUCUUUUGCAAACCUUGCAGACUUACAGGGCAGUAAGCAAAUCUAGUUGCGGUAAAAAUUGAUUCCAAGGCAUGUUCUAGUCAAUUGAAUCGGGCAUUUGUAUCUUUGAGAUGACACAAUAUUGGAAGAUUAUUAGAUAUUCCUCAAGAAGCAUGCUGCUAUUUUAAAGAGCUUCUCACCAGCCAAUUCUUUAAACAAUGUUUGCUGAAUCUGCUCUCAUAUUUUGUUUGUUGUAACAUCAAAAUACCACAGUUUAGGCCCUAGUAAUUCAGGCUGAUAUGCAUCGAACAGUCCUCCUUCCUAAAAUAGAUAAGGCAGCUAAUCCUAACAGAUUUCCAGGACAUUUUUUAAAGGUUCUGGAUCUUUAAUAAUGACGAUUUAUCCAACAGAAAAUUUUUGGAUUA
Molecule: messenger RNA, 1923 nt
Organism: Cryptomeria japonica (Japanese cedar)
Lineage: Eukaryota; Viridiplantae; Streptophyta; Pinopsida; Cupressales; Cupressaceae
Product: CDP-diacylglycerol--glycerol-3-phosphate 3-phosphatidyltransferase 1, chloroplastic
Exons: 9
Coding region: 265-1422 (385 amino acids)
Biological process (GO): cardiolipin biosynthetic process
Cellular component (GO): membrane; mitochondrion
Molecular function (GO): cardiolipin synthase activity
Source: RefSeq, a predicted model, not a curated record